Messenger RNA from Didymodactylos carnosus, 1266 nucleotides. The record is from the annotation of a GenBank genome assembly. NCBI's taxonomy places the organism in Eukaryota, Metazoa, Rotifera, Eurotatoria, Philodinida, Philodinidae.
UUAGUUUUUCAUAUUACCCCAACAUUUCGCUUUCCGAUACUGAAAACCGCACCUUUUUAGCUGCUUCUUAGAAAAAGUUAUCAAAGAAAUGGCCGUGCUUCUUCUUUUUUGAAAUGGAUAGUAGUUACAAUGUAUCUAGUCUAUAAAAACUUAUUUCGCUCUUACUUAUCUGACUGUCUUUUCUGAAGGGUAAGCUUACUAUAGGAGUGGAAGCUGGUGGUGGCUAUAUCAGUCUAUAACAAGUGCUUUUAUUCUGUAGAUAUGAAAAACCGAUUUUAUUUCUAUUGAUGUUGACCAGUUUUCUAAGAUUUUCUUCAAAGACAUAAGCCUACAGAUUAAAACAAUGUCAGAUUCUGACCCAGCAUUGAAUUCUGAAUCUAAUGAUAUAUCAUACAUCGUACUGUUUCGAAAACAAUUUUUGAGAAUUCAAAGAAAUAUCUUCGAUUUCAUGAAGCCGAUCCCUCAUACAUAAUAAAAGUGCUUGUUAUAGUCUGAUAUAAACACCACCAGACUCCCCUCGUAAAGCUGACUUACACUCCAGAAAAAAACAGUCAGAUAAAGAAGAGUAAAAACAGUUUUUAUAGACUCACAUUUUUUGUCAAGUUGAUCACGUGUUUUGAAAAAAUAUGCAUAGGUGCACUGGCUCCCAUCUUUUUUCAAAAAUUUUACUAUAUUUGGAGUUCUCAUCGAAAAAAGGAUCAUCGAUAUACUCAAUUAGUACACUUUUUUGCCUUUUCCGCUAGGCAUUGUAAGAGUUAACCAAAAUUCUGAGACGACAGUUUUGCUCAGAAUUCCAUGCAGAAUUCAUCUAUACAUUAAACAGUUGAAUUUGACAUGAGACGGAAACUAUGCUUAUAACUACGGAUCUUUCUUAAUUUUUCAGCGGAUCUAUACUUAUCAAGUAUUAAAAGAUUAUCGUAUGGUGGACAUUGUGAUGAUUUGAGAAAAUUGUUUAUCGUAUUUCCAAAGCUAACUGAGUUAGCCUUUAAUUAUUAUGAAAUUGGUGAUAAUAUACCCAAUUAUUCAUUUAAGAAUGGCGGUGAUAAAGAACUUUUACAAUUAAAAUAUUUACGCACAGUCACUAUAUAUAAUGAUAACACGUUUCAGGGAUCCGAUGAAAUACAUGCUGAAGAUAAGAAAUUUGGAAAGCGUUUUGCUAAACGCUGUCCAGGAAUAAAUCUUCGAUGGAAUCCUCCUCUCGAUGAUGAAGCAGAUCAAGAAGAAGACAACGAUGGCGAAGACGAAGACGAUGAUAAAGAAGAAUAG